Pyricularia pennisetigena is the source of this 1288-nucleotide messenger RNA. RefSeq lists its product as uncharacterized. The coding region runs from base 170 to 1288 and encodes 372 amino acids. The record is from RefSeq and is a predicted model, not a curated record. The transcript has 3 exons. NCBI's taxonomy places the organism in Eukaryota, Fungi, Ascomycota, Sordariomycetes, Magnaporthales, Pyriculariaceae.
AUGGAUGCUGCGGUAGGCUUCAGCAUAUAUUUUCACCAUCCUCUUACACAGGAGGCGUGCUUCACCUUUACCCCCUCCCAAGGCCAGCGUUUAACUACUACCGCCGAGCGUAUCACCAAUUCUCGGACCAUCUAUACAUUCGCUUUCUCGAGUCGGGUACUAGGGCAGGAUGGUUUCUCGAAAGGUUCUCGGCGCUGUGGCGCUCUUCUCGACGUUGGCAUUGGCUCAGAACAACAAUAAUAACAAUAACAACAACAACAACAACAACAACAACAACAAUGGUCAGAAUAACAAUAACAACAACAAUAACAACAAUGGUCAGAACAACAAUAACAACGCCGGUGGAGAUGCUACACAGUUGGCACCAAAUGCCGUCCAGUCCGGCUCCUUCUUUGAUGGAUCUGAUGCAAUAGGUGCCAAUGACGCGCAGGCCCGGUCAGAUGUCUCACGGAACAACUUCAUCAACUUCUGUGCCGGCCAGACACUCACUAACGGGCUGCAGCUUAUCGGUGGAUCCUGCAACGGCAUUCCCAUGGGUCAAAUCCCUUCCAAGCAGAAUAUGGUAGCUAGUGUCAUCAUCAACCCGAAGAUGGGUGAUGUCAUCCCUGCUGGGCAGGAUUUCCAGAUCCAGGUCCAGACGAUCAACCUCCAGGCCGGCUCCUUCACCAACGCCGUGGCGACGUACUACACGGCUCCGCAAAAGCUCAACGGCCAGGGCCAGAUCAUCGGCCACACUCACGUCACGGUACAGGAUCUCGGCCAGAGCCUUAACCCCACCCGACCUCCCGACCCGACCCAGUUCGCCUUCUUCAAGGGUAUUGACGAUCCUGGCAAUGGCCAAGGUCUCCUGGCGGCGACGGUUGAGGGUGGUCUUCCGGCCGGUAACUACCGUGUCUGCACCCUGACCUCGGGCUCCAACCAUCAGCCUGUGGUCAUGCCUGUCGCCCAGCGUGGGUCCCAGGACGAUUGCCAGAAGUUUGUGGUGGCGGCGAACGGAGGACAGAACAACAACAACAACAAUGGUCAGAACAACAACGGCCAGAACAAUAACGGCCAGAAUAAUAACGGCCAGAACAAUAACGGCCAGAACAAUAACGGCCAGAACAACAAUGGUCAGAACAACAACGGCCAGAACAACAAUGGUCAGAACAACAACGGCCAGAACAACAAUGGCCAAAAUAACGGUAACAACUUCGGCAAGAACAACUUCCGCAACCGCCGGCAGCGCAACCGACGACAGGAUACUUCUGAGAAUGCACCUCUGGCUCCCCAGAGCCUCAUGGCGUGA